AUGCCUCGCGAUCUCACGCGCACCGAGGCGCUCGAACGCGAGCUCCUGCGCGCGCUCGAUCGGUGCGAGCGCAACGCGAUGCGAACAUCGACGUCGACGUCGAAGCGGCGUGACGUCGAUUCGCAGGCGUUUCGUGACGUGUCAAAUUUCAAAAGUCACAUUGAUGAUGAAAUCACACGUCACGACGACGACGCGCGCGCGCACGUCCAUUCCAUGGAGUUGAACGCGCUCGCGAUCGCCCUGGCGAGACGUGACGCCGAACUAUCGGCCGUGCAUCGCGAAAUGAUCGAGUUACGAGGCGCGUUGGAGCGAACGUCCGGCGACGCGGAGGCGCGCGCGCGGGACGUCGCGACGUCGACGAUGACAAUCGACGCGCUCACGAUUGAGCUCGACACGGAGCGGCGGGUGUCGAUCGACACCGCGGAGGCGCUGGAACGCGCGAUCGAGCGUGCAUCUCGAACGAGCGAACGCGAGAAGGCGUUGGAGGAGGCGUUGGAGGUCGAGCGCGCGCGGCGACGACGCGCCGAACGAGACGUCGCGCCGGCGCGCGAGCGAGGACGGAAGGAGGGGGCGAUCGAGGGCGAAUCCAAGGCGGCGGCGAUGAUGGGUGUGAUUGAGGGCUUAGAGAAAGAAUUGGAGCGCGUGCGAGGUCGAUUGCGUCGGCGAGACGACGACGCGGCGGCGGGUGACGCCGAGCGGCGACGCGAGCGGGACGCGCGCGACGUCGAGCGUGAGACGCUUCGUGAAGAGGUUCGUACGCUCGAGAGCGAACGAGAGAGAUUACGUGCGUCGUUAAAGGCGGCGUACGACGCGAACGCAUCGCUCAAGGCGACGUGCGAGAGGAACGCGGAUCGCUCGCGGGCGGAGGCGGCGCGCCGAGUCGAGCUCGCCGAGCGCGUCGUCACGCUCGAACGUAGGAUCGAUGACAUGCGGGCGCAGCACUUGGACGCGGAGUUGGGGUAUAAGACGCGAUUAGAGAAGACUUUGGAGGAUUUGAGAUCGUCUCGAAACGAAGUCGUUUCGGAGAGCAAGGCGAGACGCGAAGCCGAGGCUGAGCUCGAGCGGGCGAAGAGCGCGCUCGAGAGCGCGGAGACGCGAGAGCGUCGGGUCGCCGAGGCGCUCGAACACACGAAGAGCGCGAGGACGAGGAUAGAAAAGGCGUACUACGACGCCGAUAGACGAUGA
Messenger RNA from Ostreococcus tauri, 1185 nucleotides. Its product is annotated as unnamed product. The record is from RefSeq and is a predicted model, not a curated record. The transcript has a single exon. Lineage: Eukaryota; Viridiplantae; Chlorophyta; Mamiellophyceae; Mamiellales; Bathycoccaceae. Bases 1 to 1185 code for a protein of 394 amino acids.